GGGACUGGUGCUGUCUCUCUGCACGCCGCACAGAUCCAAAUCCCGGGGGGGGCAGCCGCAUAACACGCUGCCGCCGCGACCCUUCUCCCGCUGCUGAGCCCGCUGCUGUCUCGGCACCUGCGCAGUUCCGUUUGUUUGCCUUCCCCAGCCUGGACCCCAGGUAGCUCUCAAGGGCUCCGUGCGGUAGCGCCUCCGCGCCGCUCCACCGCCCGGGGCCAAACGAACGCAGCCCGCGCUGCAUGAUCGCGUGCGUCGCCCUCGGCGUCGUCGCCGCGCACGAGCCGACGCGCGACGACACCAUGGAGUACUUCGGGUUAGGUGAAGCUGAGCCGCCGUAUGACUGUACCGGUGCUACCGUCGCCGAAGUGGUUGUUGCGUUUAGUGAACACAGACCCUUGGUUUAUGGUCCCUGCCCCUUCUACGUGUCGUCUACCGUCAUACGAGACGGGAAACGCGACGUCUCGCCGCCUGCCGUGGAGAGGACGCCGGCCGAUUUACAAGCAUUAGCGCAUGCUCUGUCCGUACAUUAUCCAGGAGCUGUCGUACCACCAGUAGGCGACGCGUCGGAUGCGGGCCGAGGAGCCCAGGCAGCAAAGACGUUCAUCGAACGGUGUUUGCAACAUGAAGAACUGGGGCCCUCUCAACUACUCGUGGAAUUUUUACUACAGCGAGAGAUCACACGGUCAGUAAGAAACGCGUCGCAUAUUGGGAGCGACGUCGCGGUACGAGCCACGACGACGGCGACCUUCUACGGGAGCGACGUCAAAAAAGACGUUGAGGACGCGCGGCGCUGGUGCCUCAGCAAGGAAAAGAUGUUAGAUGACGCAAUAGCUAGAGCGACGAAGGCCGAAAGAGCCAUUCGGAAAGCGACGAAGGAGACGGCGCACUUGCUAGCUACCGGUGGUGUCUUGCUGAACCCUAGAGACGACGACGCCGCGGCCGGCGUCGUGUCCGCGUCGUGGGCCUUUCGCGACCUAAAACAUCAAGUGGGUUCACUAAGAGACGCGGCGGCCACGGUCCAGACGUUGCGGGAUCGCCUGGCCGCCGCCGAGGGCAUCCUGGAAGCUUCCAGAGAAUCUUUUGCAUCCUCGAAAGAGAAGUCGACGGCCGCGCGGGCCUUCUCGAAGUCGCAGCGCGACGUCGAUAGUGAUACAGCUAGACGCAACGCCAUCGAAAGUGUCGUGGACAACGCGUCGCGGCGCUUCGCGCACGACGCGUCUGCGUUCGUGGCCUCGUUUCCGGACAAGUGGUCGACGCUCGUCGCGGCGCUCGUCGCGGACCAGGCCCGCGCCGCGCGGGACGGGGCGGACCUGUUAGAGCAGGCGCAUGCCUCCGGCGCGGCCAAGGCGGCACCGGCAUCGCCGGCCGCCAGCGACAUGUGGCCGCCGCCGCCGCCGGGCUCGCGCAAGCUGAUCGACACGUGGCGCAAAAACGGCGAAGCACCUGCGUCGCCCGAGUCGCCUGCCACCGUCCCCGAGUCCGACUCGGACGCGCCGCUGGAGGCCGCCGAGGCGCCGGACCCCGUGCCGGCGCCGGCACCGACGCCGACACGGCCGCAGGGCAUCUCCAACAACGACGACGCGCCGGCGUGGGCGCACUCGCCUACCGGCGACCACUCGCCGCGCGCGCGGCGGAACGCCUGGGGCGGCGCCGCGUCGACCAGCGGGCUGCCCUCCUGGGCGUCGACGCCCCCCACGGAGCCGGAGCCGUCCUGGGCCGAGGACGGGAUCCGGCCGCCUAAAGUUUAGUGAUCAUUCAUGAAUUUUAUCCCUCCCCAGGUCUACCGGUCGGGAUCGC
Pelagomonas calceolata is the source of this 1797-nucleotide messenger RNA. NCBI's taxonomy places the organism in Eukaryota, Pelagophyceae, Pelagomonadales, Pelagomonadaceae. The record is from the annotation of a GenBank genome assembly.